This is a messenger RNA of Microdochium trichocladiopsis, 881 nucleotides long. RefSeq lists its product as uncharacterized. The coding region runs from base 126 to 590 and encodes 154 amino acids. The transcript has a single exon. The record is from RefSeq and is a predicted model, not a curated record. Lineage: Eukaryota; Fungi; Ascomycota; Sordariomycetes; Xylariales; Microdochiaceae.
UCACCAUCAAUGCCUGCCUCCACGGCUUGACCCGAGGCUCCGUCUAAGGACGUACCAGCAACUGGCCACCUGACUUAGCAACUCGCAGAAUUACACGAAGAUACGACCACGCAGUGCCUUCCACCAUGUUGCUCCGCUACGCCACCAUUGCUGCCGAAAUGUCGAGGACAGCCAUCAUUGCCGCUUCGAUUAAAGAGCCGGCGUUCUUAGUGCCCACUGAUUUUGUCUCAGUUAUGGCGCCUGCCGCCCGUGUGGCUUCACUGUAUCAGCAGCAGCUCGGCAUUUCGUGUCUCCUCUUCCUAGAGCGAGUAGCAUUCCCCCUCAACCGUGCUGCCUGCCUUUUCCAAGCGCUCACCGCCUGCUGCCCGCUUCUAUUCAAGCGAGAGCUGAUGCGCAUUGCGACUAUGGCAGUCAGUGCGAGUUGGCUAUUCUGGAGCUGCACCACCAUGCGCAGGCUCAAGAGGAAGCUCGAGUUCGAAUUCUUCACCAUCAUGCUCAGCUCUGGGAAUCACGUCUGUGUCUUCAUCUUCUGGCCAGGAUGGUGGCUCAUGGCUUUCCUUACACUGAUAAUACGGCUGUGCGUCGGAUGAGUCUGGCGAGGACUCGCAGCAUAUACUGAUGUCUGGAGGAGCACUCCGAUAUCCAUCAGGAAUGUUUCCGCGCGUCUUCGUUAUCUCCAACAACAAUUGCUGGUGCCAGAUCGUUAGUCCGAGAUAUGGAGAACGCAAUGAUACUCAGAAAGCCACGGCCAUUUAGAAUCACGAGUGCGGAAGCACAGCGCCGAUGCCAGAGGAGAGAAGGUUCAUGAAUAGAAGAAGGUGUUUCCGCCGAGGUCGCGCCUGAUCUCCUGCCGAUAGUCCUUCUCUGGAUCGAAUUCGCGC